Messenger RNA from Bacidia gigantensis, 1746 nucleotides. RefSeq lists its product as uncharacterized. The transcript is spliced from 4 exons. The coding region runs from base 1 to 1746 and encodes 581 amino acids. Gene Ontology annotation, molecular function: protein binding. NCBI's taxonomy places the organism in Eukaryota, Fungi, Ascomycota, Lecanoromycetes, Lecanorales, Ramalinaceae. The record is from RefSeq and is a predicted model, not a curated record.
AUGAAACAGUCCUAUCUCGUGGGACAAAUUCUCUACCAGCCUCGUCAAGAUGGGAAUUCCAACGGAAACAUUGGCGGGCAUCAGAUCUAUCUCAGUACCGACGGGGCCACCUACAACUUAGUUGCAUAUGGGACUUUCCUCGAUGACGCCACUACGAAAGUGACUACCAUUCCCCCAACAAAUGCUCGCUAUCUCAGGAUUGUAGCUCUUACAGAAGCUGGCAAUCGAGGUGCUUGGUCCUCAGCCGCAGAGAUUGAUAUAAAUGUAGCAACGCAGGCGGCUCCUGGUAGUCCAGCAGGCAAGGGCGCCUGGGGCUACACGGUCAACUUCCCGCUAGUCCCCGUCUCGUUAAUGAACAUAUACAAUGGCAACAUUCUUGCAUGGUCCUCAUUCGAUCCUAGUACUUUCGGCGGCGCUAGUGGAACGCAAACUAUCACAGCCGAAUAUUUCCCGGGCACACAGACCGUCACGAAGGCUCUUAUCACCAACACAAUGCACGACAUGUUCUGCGAAGGCUUAUCAAUGGAUUUCAAUGGUAAUGCUAUCGCUACAGGAGGUAACACAGCCUCUGCUGCCAGUAUCUACAACAGUGGCGCAAAUACUUGGUCAAAGGCCAAUACUCUGCAAAUCGCUCGCGGCUACCAAGCUCAAUUGACUGUCUCAACUGGCAAUACUUUCACUAUUGGCGCCUCAUGGUCUGGUGGUCAAGGCGGUAAGAACGGUGAGCUCUACAAUGCUGCCGCAGGUACAUGGAGUCUCCUAACCGGCACGCCCGUCGCCCCACUUCUGACUGCAGAUGCGCAAGGUGUCUAUCGUGCCGACAACCACGCAUGGCUCUUUGCCUGGAAAGGAGGAUCAGUCUUCCAAGCCGGCCCCUCCGUAGCAAUGAACUGGUACGGCACCACUGGCACCGGCACCCAGCAAGGCGCAGGCACGCGAACCGGAGACGGCGACUCGAUGUGCGGUGACGCAGCCAUGUACGACGCCAUUGCCGGCAAGAUCCUCACUGUCGGUGGAUCCCCAAAUUACCAAAACUCCGACGCCACAUCCAACGCACACAUCAUUACCCUCACCAACGCGAACGUCAACCCCGUCGUUACAACCAUCGCAAACAUGGCCUUCCCCCGUGCCUUUGCCAACAGCGUCGUUAUGCCCGACGGCAAAGUCUUUAUCACCGGCGGCCAAAGCUACGCUGUGCCCUUCAGCGACGAUACCUCGCAACUGACGCCCGAGAUGUUCGACCCAGCCACCAACACCUUCACGCAGCUCGCCCAACAACAGAUCCCCCGUAACUACCACAGCACCGCCGUCCUCCUUCCCGACGCUACCGUCAUGUCCGCCGGCGGCGGUCUUUGCGGGACUUGCUCCACCAACCACUACGACGGCCAGAUUUUCAAGCCGCCGUACCUGUACACUGCAUCUGGAACCCUCGCCACUCGGCCCGUCAUCAACUCCGUAUCCGUCACCACCGUCAAGGUGCCUCAGACAGCCAACCCGACAUUCACGAUCACGACGAAUAGCGCGGUCACUAGCUUCAGCAUCGUCAGGUUGGCUAGUACCACGCACACGGUCAACACGGAUCAGCGACGUAUCAAGCUCACUAUUACGGCUACGAGUGGAUUUACGUAUACGGUGCAGAUCCCGACGAAGGAUCCCGGCCAGGCGGUGCCCGGGUAUUGGUAUGUUUUUGCGCUUACUAGCGCGGGGGUGCCGAGUGUGUCGAAGACGAUUAAGUUGACGCUGUAG